Molecule: messenger RNA, 2599 nt
Organism: Periophthalmus magnuspinnatus
Lineage: Eukaryota; Metazoa; Chordata; Actinopteri; Gobiiformes; Gobiidae
Product: gastrula zinc finger protein XlCGF57.1-like
Exons: 3
Coding region: 75-1913 (612 amino acids)
Biological process (GO): regulation of transcription by RNA polymerase II
Cellular component (GO): nucleus
Molecular function (GO): RNA polymerase II cis-regulatory region sequence-specific DNA binding; DNA-binding transcription factor activity, RNA polymerase II-specific
Source: RefSeq, a predicted model, not a curated record
GCACAAAAAGCAGGAAGCAGACAGAGCCCCGUGUGCGGUUAGCUCGGAGCUAAAGCUAAAAACACUUUGUUAAAAUGUCCAAAGGCCAAACGCUGAGAGCUUUGGUGAAUGAGCGGCUGACUGCGGCUGCUGAAGAGAUCUUUGCGCUGUUUGAAAGAACGAUAGCGGAGUAUGAGGAGGAACUGUGUCGCUCCAAAGAGGAGAACCAGAGGAACCAGGACACUCCACAGACUCCACGGAUUAAAGAGGAGCCAGAGGAGCAGAGCGUCAAACAGGAGGAAGACACGCUCCCAGCACAGCUCCCAGUGGGCAUCCCAGAGUUCAGUGCUGUCUGUGUGAAGACAGAAGAGUCCUCACUGCUUCAUCAUAAACAAACUGAGCACAGAGAGGAAACACAGGGAGAGGACAUCAGCACAGAGCCACAUUUACACUCAGAGACUGAGGGACACAUGGAGCACUCCUCUGACACUGACAAUGAUGAAGACUGGAGAGCUCCAAUCAGCUGUUCAGCCGCACAGAUGGAGACAGAGGCUGAUGGAGACCACUGCAACCAAGUUCAGAAAGGCCAAACGCUGAGAGCUUUGGUGAAUGAGCGGCUGACUGUGGCUGCUGAAGAGAUCUUUGCUCUGUUUGAAAGAACGACAGCAGAGUAUGAGGAGGAACUGUGUCGCUCCAAAGAGGAGAACCAGAGGAACCAGGACACUCCACAGACUCCACGGAUUAAAGAGGAGGCAGAGGAGCAGAGCGUCAAACAGGAGGAAGACACGCUCCCAGCACAGCUCCUAAUGGAGAGUGUGAAGACAGAAGAGUCCUCAGUGCUUCAACACACAGAGCACUCCUCUGACACUGACAAUGAUGAAGACUGGAGAGCUCCAAUCAGCUGUCCAGUUGCACACAUGGUUUUAGCCCAAGGACCUGAUAAGAAGAAACACCAGUGUUAUGUGUGUAAGAAGAGGUUUGGGACUAAGCAAAUUUUACGAGGACACAUUAGAAUUCACAGAGGAGAGGGACCAUUCAGCUGUUUAAUUUCUAAGAAAAUAUUUUCUGCAGAGGCCAGUCUAGAACGACCUUACAGCUGUUUAACCUGUAAGAAAACAUUUACCCAAAAAUCCAGUCUAAAUUACCAUGAAAAGACACACACAGGAGAUAAACCAUUCAGCUGUUCAACAUGUGAAAAAACAUUUACCAAAAGGUGCAGUCUGGUUGCACAUAUGAGAAUACACACAGGUGAGAGACCAUUCAGUUGUUCAAUAUGUGAGAAGACAUUUUGUGAUAAGCGUGCUCUUGUUCGACAUCUGAGAACACACACAGGAGAGAAACCUUACAGCUGUUCAACAUGUCAGAAAACAUUUGCCAUAAAGGGUAAUCUAGAUAAACAUGAAAAAGUACACACAGGAGAGAAACCUUACAGCUGUUUAACCUGUGGUAAAACAUUUACCCAAAAAGCCAAUCUAGAUUCCCAUGUGAAGAUACACACAGGCGAGAAACCAUUCAGCUGUUCAACAUGUGAAAAAACAUUUACUACAAAGCGCCAUCUAGAUGCACAUAUGAGUGUACACACAGGAGAGAGACCAUUCAGCUGUUCAACAUGUGAGAAGACAUUUUCUGAAAAGUAUUCUCUUGUUCGACAUCUGAGAAUGCACACAGGAGAAAGACCUUACAGCUGUUCAACCUGUGAGAAGACAUUUGCCAUAAAGGGUAAUCUAGAUAAACAUAAGAAAAUACACACAGGAGAGAAACCUUACAGCUGUUCAACCUGUGAGAGGACUUUUGCCAUAAAGGGUACACUAGAGCAACAUGAGAAAACACACACUGGUGAGAGACCUUACAGUUGUUCCAUUUGUAAGAAAGGGUUUAAACUUAGACAGUAUUUGAAGAAACACAUGAAAACUCACACAACAGAAAGUGACUGAAGGCUUAUUGGUUGUGUUCAUGACAUCUUUGUAAUUCUUCAGUUGUCCAGGUCUGAUCCAUAGCAGAAGAUGAAGUUUAAAUCUGUCAAAUGGACAAAUUGUUGUUUCCUCAGAAAGACAAUCCUUAAACAGGAAUGGGGGCUUUAGACAUCAUCUAUCCCCCCAUCUAUUACUCCAUCCUCAGACCCAAGCAGAGAAGAAUAGCAGGGUUGAAUAGAGAGUUUCAGCUGAAACUGGAGACAAUAGCUGUUUACAGUGUCAGUGUAGUUAGCCCCUCCCUUCAGACAGACUUAAGGCAAUGUCCACCAGCAAUCUGAACAGAACUGAAGAAUAGGCUUGGAUGAGCAGCCAAACAUCUUCACUCCAACAACAAUUUGUUCAGUUGACAGAUUUAUGUUGAAAUGUGAAUGAUGUUUAAACAAGGCUAAAACAAUAGCUGUAUAACUCCUAAAUUUGGUAAAUCAGUGGAGCACUUCCUGUAUUACCACUAAGUGACAUCACAAGGUGGAGUGUUUUCUGUUUGAGAGAAGAACUCCACCUAAGCCUGCAGAGUUUGUGUGUUAAAUAUGUGUGAAUGAAACAAAAACAACUUCAUGUCUGUUUGUGAUGAGGAAACUGCAUUAGAACAGAUCAGAAAAUAGCCUAAUAUGAGCCCUUUAAAAUAACUGUGAUUUCAAUAAAGGCCU